AUGGCUGGAGAAGACAUCCCAAGAGGCAUUUCUAUGGAGCAAGCUCAAAUUAUGAAUCUCCAACAAAGGCAAGAAGAGAUAAUGGAGCAGCUUGCACGUUUAACUCAAGCAUUUGAAAGGAUUGGAGUUCAGCAGCAACCUCAAGCAUCAAGGAGGGCUGUUCAUAAUGAUGAAGGUGAAGAAAAUGCAACUGGAAACGAUGAUAGUGAAGUUGAACAACCAUGGCAAAGGAGGCAGCAAAGAGAUUCGGGAAACAACAUCAAAAUGAGGAUUCCACCAUUUAAAGGGACUAGCUCACCAGAAGAAUACUUGGAGUGGGUGCAACGAGUGGAAAAGGUCUUCGAAUAUCAAGAAUAUUCUGAGGUACGAAAAUGCCAACUUGCAGCUCUUGAGUUUACAGAUUAUGCUAAUCUAUGGUGGGAAAAUUUAAAAGCACAACGUAGAAGGGAUGGAGAAGAGGAUGUUAGAAGUUGGGGGGUUAUGAAACGUCUAAUGAAGAAACGAUUUGUUCCAGAAUACUAUAAGCAAGAGUUGUAUAUCCGCUUGCAAAGUCUUAGGCAAGGUGGCAUGAGUGUUGAGGAUUAUGUUAAAGAAUUUGAAAUGUUAAUGAUGAGAUGUGAAUUACAAGAACUUCAAGAGCAGACCAUUGCUAGGUUCAUAGGGGGAUUAAAUAGAGAGAUUGCCAACAUUGUGGAAUUACAACCUUUUGUGUUCUUGGAGGAUAUCAUCAAACUUGCCAUUAAAGUGGAAAGGCAGCUAAAGCGCAAUCCAACUAAGCAUAUGGUGUCUCGGCAAACUGGUAGCAAAAUAACCAACUCUCUUUCUACGUCAACAAGAGGCUCAUUUGCAGAUUGGGGUACAAAUCAAAAGGAGAAGGGGGACUCUAGCAAACCACCAGCAAGAAUGGGCAAAGAAAAGGAGAAAGUGGGUAACCCUAAUCCUCCACAAAGGAGCAGGGAUAUCAAAUGUUUUAAAUGCCUUGGCCAUGGUCAUAUUACUUCUGAAUGUCCAAACAAAAGAGUAAUGGUUCUUCGGGGAACACAAGAAGAGGUAGAAAGUGAAGAUGAGGCAGCACUAGAAGAAGAAGAUGAAUGUAUGGAUGAAGAAAGUUUACAUGCUGAUGAUGGGGAAUUACUUAUGAUUCGGCGAUCCUUGAAUUUACAAGCAAAAUUAGAUGAUGAGCAGCGUGAGAACAUCUUCCAUACUAGAUGCACCAUCAAUGAGAAGUUGUGUGGAGUAAUUAUAGAUGGAGGAAGCUGUGCUAAUGUCGCUUCUACUACUAUGGUGGAGAAAUUAAAUUUGGCAACAACAAGGCAUCCCCACCCAUACAAGCUGCAAUGGUUGAAUAAUAAUGGAGAAAUAAGGGUUACAAAACAGGUUGUUGUGCCAUUUUCAAUUGGAAAGACCUACAAGGAAGAAUUGUUAUGUGAUGUGAUUCCAAUGAAUGCUACUCACUUGCUUUUGGGAAGGCCGUGGCAGUAUGAUAGAAGGGUUAUUCAUGAUGGAUUCAAAAAUACAUACUCUUUUGUCAAGGAUGGGAAAAGCAUAAGUUUGGUCCCUCUUAGUCCUCAACAAGUGCAGCAAGAUCAGCUCUUAAUGGAGAGGGGAAAGAAAGAAAGUUUGCUUGUAGGUAAGAAAGAAGUAGAACGAGCCUUGUCCAUUCACAACUUGGUUCUAGUGCUAAUUGUAAAGGAAGCAACAUCAGACAAGGAGCCACCUUACCAAAUAGACCAGCAUAUAGAACCAACCCAGAAGAAGCCAAGGAGUUGCAUCGGCAAGUAA
This is a messenger RNA of Diospyros lotus (date-plum), 1782 nucleotides long. RefSeq lists its product as uncharacterized. Gene Ontology annotation, molecular function: nucleic acid binding; zinc ion binding. The transcript has 2 exons. The record is from RefSeq and is a predicted model, not a curated record. The coding region runs from base 1 to 1782 and encodes 593 amino acids. Lineage: Eukaryota; Viridiplantae; Streptophyta; Magnoliopsida; Ericales; Ebenaceae.